This is a messenger RNA of Empidonax traillii (willow flycatcher), 1054 nucleotides long. RefSeq names its product protein BEAN1-like. The record is from RefSeq and is a predicted model, not a curated record. Lineage: Eukaryota; Metazoa; Chordata; Aves; Passeriformes; Tyrannidae.
CAGCUGCCCUGAACCAGAGCACGGCAAGCAGCGAGCUCCCCGGCCCCGAGGAGGCCGGCGGUGACAGCAGCCUGCUGGUGUCCCCGCUGCUGGUGGCGGGGGUGGUGAUCGGGCUGGUGCUGUCCCUGUCCUGCGCCACCAUCGUGGUGGGCAGCCUGAGGAAGGAGCCCCAGCCGCGGACAGAGCCUGGCUACGCUCCAGAUGGCAUCUCUCACGGUGGCUCUUCCGGAGAGCUGAGAUCCACCUGCAGCGAGGAGUUUCCCCAGGCUUGUGACUUUGGUUCCUAUCUGGAUAUACUUUCUCAGGUCAGCAUCAUGUAUCCUGACCCACCUCCACGCUAUGAUGAAUGUGUGGGGCCAGGAGCAACACAAAUAUAUAUUCCCACAGAUGAUCCCCCCCCAUACUCUCUCAUGGACCCUUGUCAAGGGAAUGAAACAUCUAUAAACAUCUAUAUUAGCCAGGAAGAGGAAGCAGCACCUGGGACUACAGGACAGGCUGCAAAUUCUGCAGUCAGGCUGCAGGACUUGCAGCAGCCCGUUCCAUCAUCUCUGUCACCUCUCUCCCUGGAGGCUGUGCCCCUGUUCAAAUCAGUGGGGUGUGAACAGAAUAUCCCCAUCCCACGUGCCCCGGCAGAGGUACAGAGCAAUUCCUCCACUAUCAGACCCCAGAUCACGUGAAUAGAAGUGGCUCUUUCCUUCAGUACUUCUGAAGAACUCAGACCCACAAAAACGUUUAAAUGGAAGAACAAAACCUCUGGAAGUUUUACCUAUUUUAUAUCUUUAAACAGGGAUGCAACGGGAUUUGAGUUUUUACAGUGACUUUUUAAAGUUUCCCUAAACUUCCCUCUUUGUGCUUCAAAGUGUUCCAUGACCUCACACAGCAUGAAAGAGCAGCAGUGACAAGCAGAACACCCGACCUUCCUGAAGCACUUCAAAACACAUUGAAAUCAGACACUCCCAAUGGAGAUACGAGUUACCCAGGCAAGCCUACCUGUUGAUGUUAUGAGACUUUGCAUGUUUUAGAGCAGAAGGCAAAAGAAGAGCAUUUUCUUGUC